AUGGAGGACGCACGCCAUGGCGGGGGGCAGCUCUCCCUGGCGUGGCACGUGGCGGCCUCAUGCAGUGGUGUCUUCAUCCUGAAAUUAGCUCGUCGAGAGUGCACCAGCCCCUGCAAUGAACGCUGCUCCACCGCACCGCCGGCACGAUCAAGAGAUCCAUCAGUGCAGCAGCGCUCCGCCCACCCCCCACCCUCCGCUCUUCAGAUCCUGCCGCUGCCUCACGGAGCAGCCUGCGCCCUGCCCGCUGCUACACGGGCCACAACGUCCCUAAGUCAGCAUAAAGGGCAGCGGUUCCCAAGACAAAGAGAGCGUGUGGAGUGGCUGAGUGGCGGCGCAGUGGUGGCUGACGUGCCGGAUGUCAGGAUAGUCCACCUGAACGGGUCGCUGCAGUUCCUCCCCUUCCCGCCCUACGCCUACACCGCCACAGUGCACGCCGCCACCUACGCCUGCCGCGCCUCCUCCGCCGCCGGCACCAUCCUCUCCAUCCCGGUCCACGUGCGAGCAGUGGUUCGCCAGUACUACGAGGUGCAGGUGUACGAUGAGUUCGUGAUCAGCGGCAACACAGCGGUCAUUAAGUGUCAUGUGCCCUCCUUCGUGCGGGACUACGUGCGUGUGACCUCGUGGGUGCGCGGCAACGGGGAGAGGAUUGUGUCCGACGUGUUAACAGGCGGGCGGUACUCGGUGUUCGGCACUGGUGAGCUGCACAUCCGCCACGUGACCAAGGCAGACGAGUUCCAGUCCUACCACUGCGAGACACAACACGUGCUCACCGACGAGACGACCAUCUCCGCCGUGGCUGGCAGGCUGAUGGUGAACGAGCCGCGGUCCUCAGUGCCACCCCGCAUCACCGACUCCCGCUCCUCCGUCACCGCCUCGCUCAGACACACGGUGGAGCUGCCCUGCGCCGCCCAAGGCUUCCCUAUACCGCAGUACCAGUGGCAUCGCGUGACCGGGAAGGUGGAGGCGCCAGUGGUUCAGGACGGCAGGAUCCAGCAGGUCGGAGGGUCUCUUCUCAUACGGCAGGUCACCGCCUCGGAUGCCGGCAGGUACGUGUGUGUGGUGUCCAGCAGCGUGGGUUCUGAGCGCGCCCACACCAGCCUGGAGGUGUGGGCGCCCCUCACCGCCCACAUCACGCCCCAAGUGCAGACCGUGGACGUGGGAGGGCGUGCGACCUUCAAUUGUUCCCCGGAAGGAUUCCCGCAGGACACCAUCACCUGGUUCAAGGACGGCGAGGCCCUCAAGGUGACGGAGCGGGUGCGGCUGGUGGGACAGAGGAUGCUGGUGGUGGAGGAGGUGAGGAGGGAAGAUCGUGGCAUGUACCAGUGCCUCGUGUCCAACCUGGAAGGAUCGGCCCAGGGAUCAGCGCAACUCAAACUGGGAGACGCCUCCCCGCAGCUCGUUGACGCCAGCGGUCCCCAGGUGGUGUCCCCGGGGGCGCGAGUCACCCUGAGCUGCGUGGUACAGGGAUCACCGCCCCCCACCGUUACCUGGGAAGUACGAGGCCUCCCUGCAGCCACGGCGGACCCCAGAGUCCACGUAAAUGACAAGGUGGACGGCGAUCGGGUGGAGAGCCGCCUGAACAUCACUGGAGUACGGGUGGAGGAUGGCGGAGUGUGGGGCUGCGUGGCCACCAACAGGGCGGGACGGGUGGAGCACACAGGGCGGCUAAAUGUUCGCGGCCCCCCGACCAUCCGCCCCAUGGCCCCUGUGAGCGUGGUGGCGGGCAGGACAGCACACUUUGACUGCAUCGUGGCUGGCUUCCCGAUAGACUCCAUUUACUGGGAGAAGAACGGCGUGGUACUACCGGUGUCUGAGCGGCAGGAGGUGCUGGCUAACGGAACUCUGGUAGUGGAGGAAGUGUCCCGGGAGGCUGAUGGUGGCCACUACACUUGCGUGGCUGCAGCGGGAGACACCACAGCCCGAGCCAACUUGCAGGUCAACGUGAUGGUUCCCCCGAAAAUCGACGAGCGGAUGAUCUCCCUGGGCUCAGGCUUCCCCGCCAAGUCCCGCGCCAGGAUCAUGUGUGUGGUGGAGCGCGGGGACCUGCCUCUCUCCUUCAGCUGGACGCACGACGGCCGUCCCAUCUCCUCCACCUCCCCGAUUUCCAUCAAGUACCUGGACGAAGUAAGCAGCGUGUUACUGUUCCCGUCGCUUCGCCAGGAGGAUGGCGGCUCGUACACCUGCACCGCCACCAACGCUGUAGCCUCCGACGCCCAGACUGUCAACCUGGUGGUCAAGGUGGCGCCGUCGUGGAAGGAGGAGCCGGAGGACGUGUCUGUGGUGGUGGGCGCUGACUUGGUCCUGUCCUGCGCCGCUCUUGGCUCCCCGACGCCCACCAUCACCUGGAGAAGGGCUGAGGGGGCGUCCCGAGGCAGUACCGGCCCGUUACUACACUCGGGGACAAUGUGAGAGUGGAGAGGAAUCGCAGCCUGGUGGUGGCGGGCAUCAGGAGGCACCAGGGCGGGGAGUUCCUGUGCAGCGCCUCCAACGGUGUGGGUUCUGACCUCUCCAAGUCUGUGUCCGUCACUGUCAAAGUGCCGCCCCAGUUCAAGGAGGUGGAAGAGAAUGUGACAGUGACUGCGGGAAGGACGGCGCGUCUGGUGUGUGAGUCGCACGGAGACCUGCCCAUCACUGCUAUCUGGUCCUUUGGUAGCCCGCCGGCCAGGAUCUCGAGGGGAAUGAGC
Molecule: messenger RNA, 2684 nt
Organism: Portunus trituberculatus (swimming crab)
Lineage: Eukaryota; Metazoa; Arthropoda; Malacostraca; Decapoda; Portunidae
Product: Down syndrome cell adhesion molecule-like protein Dscam2
Exons: 18
Coding region: 1-2409 (802 amino acids)
Biological process (GO): dendrite self-avoidance; axon guidance; homophilic cell-cell adhesion
Cellular component (GO): plasma membrane; axon
Molecular function (GO): cell-cell adhesion mediator activity
Source: RefSeq, a predicted model, not a curated record